AUGAACCAAGAGCAGCUUUUCUCCCUGCUGCAGAGCUUUGCGUCGCUGGUACCUACGAAAGAUAUUGGGUGGCCAACGUCUGCAUCGGCGGAUGAAAUACAAGAAUUCUUGAUCCAACGCUUUAUCUCUUCUGCGCAUUUCCAAUCUUAUACUCCCGCUGAAAAUUACCAGAAAUCUUUCUGGAAAUGGGUUAUCACGAAUCUCGAAGAACAAGACGAAGAAGUCAACGAAGAGAUAUAUUUGCAUUACUUAUCGCUGCUGGAUAGAGAAUCGACAUCUGUCUCCGCCUCAAUCCAGCCUCCGUCGCCAUCUUAUAUUACCUACAUUUGGAGAGAUGAUUCUCAAGGAACGGAUAGACAUCCAUCGGGAUCGGUGCUUGAUAGCUGCCGUAGCUGCACACUGUUUGAAUCUCGAACUACCGUUGAAAGUGGAACAACUGGCCUAAGGACAUGGACAGCGAGCUUCGUCCUUGCCGAUUACUUAGUUUCGAAUUGGAGUGUGUUAAAGUCAUCGCGUAUAUUUGAGCUUGGAUCUGGCGCUGGCUUCCUGGGCAUUAUAAUAGCUCAAUUGCAAAAGGAAGAUCUUAAACAACCAGACCAUGGCGUUCAGGCGUACUUGUGUCUAAGCGAUUUGAAUGAAAAUGUCCUCGCUCGCUGUGAACAGAAUGUUAGACUACCUUGCAAUGGCGUGUCAUCUCACCCGGGAUUACAUUUCAAAGCGCUGGACUGGUCUGACGCUUUGGAUAAAUCUCGUAGGACCGAUUUGUCCGCACUACUUGUGGAGGUAAAUGCAGACUUGAUUCUCGGCGCAGACGUGGUGUAUGACGUCACUAUCAUACCCUCACUAGUAGCGACGUUGCAUUUAGCUCUGACUUGGAUUUCACUAGAAGGAGAGCCAUCAUCGCAGCGACACUUCGAAACGAAAAUACACUCAGCUCGUUUACGGAUGAAGUACGAGAAGCGAAGCUUUGUAUAGAAGAGAUAGAUAUCCGUCAGGAUGGAUUGUCAACUUGUUUCCUACGUAAU
This is a messenger RNA of Fomitiporia mediterranea MF3/22, 1025 nucleotides long. RefSeq lists its product as uncharacterized. The transcript has 5 exons. Lineage: Eukaryota; Fungi; Basidiomycota; Agaricomycetes; Hymenochaetales; Hymenochaetaceae. Bases 1 to 975 code for a protein of 324 amino acids. The record is from RefSeq and is a predicted model, not a curated record.